Cokeromyces recurvatus is the source of this 1853-nucleotide messenger RNA. Its product is annotated as kinase-like domain-containing protein. Gene Ontology annotation, molecular function: protein tyrosine kinase activity; protein serine/threonine kinase activity; ATP binding. Gene Ontology annotation, cellular component: nucleus; cytoplasm. The transcript has 5 exons. Gene Ontology annotation, biological process: peptidyl-threonine phosphorylation; peptidyl-serine phosphorylation. NCBI's taxonomy places the organism in Eukaryota, Fungi, Mucoromycota, Mucoromycetes, Mucorales, Mucoraceae. The coding region runs from base 66 to 1751 and encodes 561 amino acids. The record is from RefSeq and is a predicted model, not a curated record.
CUCUCUUUUUCUUUUCUUUUUCCUUUAGACAAGUAUGAACAAUUCUAAUCUAUUAUUAUAAUAUCAUGUCACAUAUAAAUGAUAAUGACUAUUUACCAAGUUAUGAAGAAUCGAUAUGUUGUCCUCCUAAAAAGGAUAAAUUGGUAGAAAAUAUGACAGUCCAUUUAUUAAAUACUUUUAGAAGGAUAAAUCCAUGCUUUGAAUAUAAUACAUCACGUAAUCCCAAAAGAAUAUUAACUAAGCCUAGUCUAGCAUGUAAAAAUGAUGGAUAUGACAAUGAAUAUUCAGAUUAUAUAUUAUAUGUAAAUGACUGGAUUGGUCCUAUUCAUGAUGAAAGAAGAUAUUUAAUUAUUGAUCUACUGGGUUCUGGUACUUUUGGUCAAGUUGUGAAAUGUAAAGAUACAGAAACAAAUGAACUCGUAGGCAUUAAAGUCAUAAAGAAUAAACCAGCUUAUACAAAGCAGAGUCUAUUAGAAGUAGACGUAUUAGAACAUUUAAAUAACGUGAGUGACCCUUAUGAUGAACAUCAUAUUUUACGACUCUAUGAUUCUUUUAUGUUCAGAAAUCAUUUAUGUCUCGUUUUUGAACUCUUGUCUGUUAAUCUUUAUGAAUUACUUAAACAGAAUCAUUUUAAAGGCUUUUCAAUUUAUUUAGUUCGAUUAUUGGCUAUGCAACUCUUAGAUACUUUAUCAACGACAAAGAAGUAUAAUAUCAUACAUUGCGAUCUAAAGCCAGAAAAUAUUUUAUUGAAAAGUUUAGAUGAUGACGAAGAUAAUGAUUCAAGUAUACCUGAAAUUAAGGUCAUUGAUUUUGGUUCUGCUUGUUAUGAAUUUGAACAAAGUUAUAGUUAUAUUCAAAGUCGAUUCUAUAGAUCUCCUGAAGUUUUGUUAGGCUUAACGUAUACAACUGCAAUUGAUAUGUGGUCCUUUGGUUGUAUAGUGGCUGAACUUUAUUUAGGUUUACCAUUAUUUCCUGGAAGUUCUGAAUAUAAUCAAUUAUCUAGAAUUAUUGAAACUGUAGGACAUAUUCCAGAUUACAUGAUACAGAAUGGAAAAUAUAGUCAUCGUUAUUAUAAUCGAUACAAGUCUAAAGAUCCAAUAACAGGUCAAGUAAAAGUAAGCUAUCAAUUAAAAGAUAUGACUCAAUACUCUGAAGAAAGGAAUAAAGUCGAAAGAGAAAGUAAACGCUAUUUUUCGACCUAUGUAUUGGAUGAUCUUGUCUUGAAGUACCCUCAUCGAUUACAACAAGCUAACUGUGAAGAUGAAAUAGAUCAAGAGAUGGAGUUACGAAAACAGUUGUUAGAUUUCUUAAAGAAAGUAUUACAAGUGGAUCCAUUAAAGAGAUUGACGCCUGAUGAGGCUAUGAAGCAUCCCUUUAUUACAUACUCAUGCUUUGAAAGUGUAAAGGAUCAAGAGGUAACAACAGGGAUGAGUCGUAAUAGUUCUCAAGAUGAACUUUUAUUAUCAUCAUUUGGAAAGAAAAAUGAUGAAGAGAAUGAUUAUAUGUCAUCUGAGGAUGAAAUGUCUUCCAUGCUUACUCACUUUAGAAGAAAAUCAAUUGCGAGAAGUAGUUUGAGUGUAUCUCCUUUUUCAAGAAAGAGAUUUGAAUCACUUCAAAAAAAUUCUUUAUUAGCGUCACCUUCUAUGGAAGAAGAAGAAGAUCAUAACGAAGAUGUGAUAACAUCUCCAAAUCUAUCAUCAACAAGUAAUAGCUUAAGAUUACGAAAUAAUAGAACUAAAAUGCAACAAUGACUAACCUGUAACAAGUUCUUAUCAGAUUUAGAAUUUAAACUAUUUUAAUAUUACUUAAUAAAAUAUAUUAUAAUAUCGUGUUGUUUCCACACCAAACUGCUA